Cataglyphis hispanica is the source of this 1472-nucleotide messenger RNA. It is a transcript of the gene Kdsr, whose product is annotated as 3-ketodihydrosphingosine reductase. Lineage: Eukaryota; Metazoa; Arthropoda; Insecta; Hymenoptera; Formicidae. Gene Ontology annotation, cellular component: endoplasmic reticulum membrane. The record is from RefSeq and is a predicted model, not a curated record. Bases 151 to 1152 code for a protein of 333 amino acids. The transcript has 4 exons. Gene Ontology annotation, biological process: sphingolipid biosynthetic process. Gene Ontology annotation, molecular function: 3-dehydrosphinganine reductase activity.
GAGCGCUAUCAUAAGUCGAUUUACUGGCUCUGGACUCUGGAUUGGAGUUGUCCGCUCCGAUAAACGGAAUAUUAUACUGUUCAGUUGCAGAGUGUUUGCGAGUUUGAUACUUUCGACUUGUUAGAAAAGACACAAAUUAAGACAAGAAUUAUGACUGUUUGGCUUGGAGUAACGCUCGUCGCGUUUGUCUUAAUAAUUGUCCUCUUGAUGAUCAAACAAUUCUUCUGGAAUCCGCAGUUAAAGAGCGUCAAAAACAAGCACGUUGUGGUGACUGGUGGCUCCAGCGGCAUCGGAAAAUGCGUAGCGAUUAUCGCUGCAAGACAUGGAGCGAAUGUCACAAUAAUUGCGAGAGAUUUACAGAAAUUAGAGACGGCCAAAAACGAAAUACUGCACGCUUGUGAGAACAAAGAUGUACAGAGGGUGGAAUAUUUAUCUUUGGAUAUCGGAGCAAACUAUGAAAACGUUGAGAAAGCAUUGACUGAUCUCGAAAAAACCAUGGGACCAAUUUAUAUGCUCGUUAAUUGUGCCGGUACCGCGAUCUGCGGUAAGAUAGAGGACACCACCGUGGAUAGUCUAGAUAAAAUGAUACAUAUAAAUUUACUCGGUACAUAUUACUGCAUAAAGGCCGUCGUGCAGAGGAUGAAAGCUUCCAGAGAAGGAGUGAUUGUACUUACGUCGUCUCAAGCCUCUUUUCUGGGUAUUUUCGGCUACUCCGCUUACUGCAGUACGAAAUUCGCGCUUCGGGGUCUAGCGGAGAGCAUCGCAAUGGAACUGCGGCCAUACAAUAUCUCUGUGACUCUGUCCUUACCGCCUGAUACAGACACGCCUGGUUUCGCCAUCGAAGAGCUGUCAAAACCGCUGGAAACGCGACUCAUAUCACAAACAUCGGGAUUAGUCAGUCCCGAUGUGGUCGCCGACAAGCUCUUCAAGGACGCGCUGGCAGGUAAAUUCUUCUCCAUCGUCGGUCUGGAAGGUUUCAUUCUGGCAACCUUGUGCUCGGGAAUGUCGCCGUUCAAAUCGAUCGGCGAGCUGCUGCUGCAAGCGUCUCUGAUGGGACUGCUGCGGAUCGUCGGCGCGUUCUAUCUCAUCUCCUUCGACAAGAUCAUCCUGGAUUGCUUGAGAACGCGUGAUAAAAAUAAAAAAUCCGAGUGAUCUCUCUUGUACUCUGCAACUUAUCGACCAGAGUUUAAGGUGUGAUCUUAUCUUUCCAUUCCAAACCAAAGCAUUUAAUAUAUAAUUUCAGUUGUAUAAUUUCAAAUCUUUACAUACGAUAUGAUCUUAUGUGAUAUCAUCGACAUUCGCACAAUUUACUUACAAUUAGAUUUACAUGACGUCUAUUUUAUUUGCUCCUCAAUGAAAUCUUUCGUUUUUCCCAAUAACGCGUGAAAGAUUGUUGUAAGAAUAUACAUAUAACGUAUUAUCGAAAAAUCGUAUGUGUUUCGAGGAAGAAAUAAAACACAUUCUUAACGGUU